Molecule: messenger RNA, 525 nt
Organism: Schistocerca cancellata (South American locust)
Lineage: Eukaryota; Metazoa; Arthropoda; Insecta; Orthoptera; Acrididae
Product: 60S ribosomal protein L15-like
Exons: 1
Coding region: 1-525 (174 amino acids)
Biological process (GO): cytoplasmic translation
Cellular component (GO): ribosome; cytosolic large ribosomal subunit
Molecular function (GO): structural constituent of ribosome; RNA binding
Source: RefSeq, a predicted model, not a curated record
AUGGGGGCCUAUAAGCAUAUUCAGGAAUUGUAUAGAAAGAAGCAAAGUGAUAUUAUGAAAUUUUUGCUUCGUAUACGAUGCUGGCAAUACAAACAGCUGACGAGAAUGGGUAGGGCUCCUGGACCCCUACGACCAGAUAAAGCUCGAAGAUUAGGGUACAGAGCCAAACAAGGAUUUGUCAUCUACCGUAUACGUGUUCGACGAGGUGGACGUAAGCAUCGUGUACCAAAGGAUGCGACUUAUGGAAAGCCUAAAAGCCUUGGAGUUAAUGAGCUGAAGCCCACACGUAACUUUCAGUCCAUUUCUGAGGAACGAGUUGGAAGGCGUUGUGGUGCUCUCAGAAUGCUUAACUGUUGCUGGGUUGCACAGGAUUCCACAUACAAAUAUUACGAAGUAAUAUUGGUGGAUCCAGCUCACAAGGCAAUUCGCCGAGAUGCAAAGAUAAACGGGAUAUGCAGAGCAGUGAUGAAGCAUCGGGAGCUUCAGGGACUUACCUCUGCUGGCAGCAAGUCUCAUGGCCUCUAA